Coniosporium apollinis CBS 100218 is the source of this 3417-nucleotide messenger RNA. RefSeq lists its product as uncharacterized. Bases 1 to 3417 code for a protein of 1138 amino acids. Gene Ontology annotation, cellular component: type III intermediate filament; microtubule organizing center. Lineage: Eukaryota; Fungi; Ascomycota; Dothideomycetes. The transcript has 3 exons. The record is from RefSeq and is a predicted model, not a curated record.
AUGGCCGGUUACUUCCCCUCCUCACCGGCAACCGCCUACGCCGACAACACCCUCCCCUCGCAAGCCCACACUCUCGGUUUCUCCCCCGAGAAAACCUUCGUCUCGCCCUCCAAAGGCCAGCCCGACCUGCUGGCGCAGAUCCGCGGCGGCCAUGUCCCAGCCCUCGCAACGCCCUCGGCGCGCCAGCAGCUCGCCAACAACGCCCGGCACCCCAACGCGCGCAACGAAUUCACGCCCCUCCUGAAAAGCGCAGCUCGGAACCGCAUGCAGCGCGCGCUCGAUGAGCCGGGCUACUACCCUAACGGGAGACUGAAGACGCCGAAGGGGUUGAAGGGCGGGAAGAGUGCGAGCUCGCCGGCGCUGCCGGAGCCGAGUCUUAUGUAUGCGGAGGAUGUGGAGAGUAGUGCGUACGGAGAGGGUGAGGGCACGCCGAUGCCGCCGGCGAUCAGUAGUAGUGCUGUCAGUACGCCGAUGGCGUUGCCCCGAGGGGAUGGGGGAUUUGGGGCGGAGGGGGGGAAUGUUUUGACGUUGAGGGAGCAGGAGGCUAAGCUCGAAAAAAUAGACAAAGAAAACUUUGGCCUCAAACUCAAGAUCCACUUCCUCGAGCAAAACCUCUCCAAAACCGGCACGGAAGAAAACCAGAAGACCAUGCGCGAGAACGCGGAGUUGAAAGUGGACAAGUUCACGCUGCAGGCCGAGAUCAAGAAAUACGGCAAGCAGGUCAAGCACGCCGAGAACGAGUUGGACCAAUACAGACGCCAGCUGAAGGAGUAUGCGGAAAAAGUCAAGAGGCGGCACAUGGACGAGGGCAUGAGGGAAGAGAUGGACGAGCUGAAACGGGUAGCCGAGGAGAAAGCGGCAGAGGUCGAGGCGCUGCAGGAGCGGCUGGAGGCUAUAGAGGACAGGACACAAGAGAUGCAGGGGUUUCAAGACGAUGUCGGGGAUCUGGAGGCAGAGCUCAGAGAAAAAGAUAGGCUUGUCGACGAGAAGGACGAGGAGCUGGAGGCGUUGCGGGAGAAGUUGGCGCAGGCGCAGUCUAUUCAAGAGAAAGACGAUGUUGACCUCGAAGACAAGGAGCGUCUGAUCGAUGAGCAAGCCGAGCAGCUCAAAAGCCUUCGAGAGGAAGUGCGCAAGCUGAGACAAGACAAGGAGCAAGCGCUUGGUGCAUUGCAGGAUCAGUUGGACGCAUCCGAAAAGGCUAAAGCGGCAGAGCUCACCAGCAUGCAGCGUCAAAUGGAGUCAACGAAGCAGGCAAAGGAUGCGGAGUUGCAGAUGCUCAGGGAGGACCUGCAAUCCGCAGAAAGAGAAAGUAGCCUGAAGAUUAAGUCACUGGAGCGAAGGGUUCAGGAUGCUGAACACAACAAGCAGGACGAACUCGAAUCGCUUCAAGACAGGCUGCGACUGGCGGAGUCGAAGGGCGAUAACCAGGCUCAACUCGCUCAGCAAGCUGCCCGUGACGCCCAAGAUGCGCUGCGACGCGCCACCCGCGAGAAGGAUGCCGAGAUCGAGGCACUACAAACGAGUUUUGACGCCGCUGAGCGCGCACAAGACGAGCUCCAGAAGGCUCGACAGCAGUUGCACGACCAGGCCGAGGCCGCCAAACAGAGUCGCGCUGCAGAAGCCGCCCGAGAAGACGAGCUGCGGCAGCUUCGCGACACCGCCAAUGCACGUCAGAAAGAAAUCAAGACGCUCUGGCAGACGGCCGACAAGUACGACACCGCGCAGAAGGAGCUUCAGCAAACUCGCGAGGCGGUCAACGCCAAAGAUCGGGAGAUCAAGAAUCUGCGCAGCGCUGGCGAGAACCAGUCCGCUGCUAUCAAGGAGCUGCAAACCCUGCAAUCCAGCCUCCGCGACCGCGACCGAGAGCUUGCGGCAGUGCAGACGACCGUCAAAGCACAAGAAUCGGCGUUGGAGGAGCUGGAACAAGUCCGCAGAACACUGAACGAGCGCAACCGCGACCUCGAGAGCGUGCGUAAGAGCCUCGGUGAGCGGACAGCAGAGGUCGAGGUCCUGCGACAGACGAUGGACGAGCCUGACUCCCAGCUUGAAGCUGUCCGCCAUCUCGUUUCAGAUCGGGAUCACGAUCUCGAGACCCUACGCAAGGAGCUUAACGCGCGAGAUUCUGAUCUCGAGGCUCUUCAGAAGAAGGCAGACGAGCGACUCAACGCUGUAAACGCCCUCAAAGAAGAAAUGGCAACCACCAAAAAACUGCUGGAAGAGGAGAUCUCAGUCCUAGAAGACACGCUCGACAAGACCGAAGCCGAAAAUACCUCCCUUCUCACCAAGAUCUCACUUCUCGAAAGAUCUGCCGCCAGCUCGACAGAGCUGCAAUCCAAGCACGCCCCCUUGGAACGCGACCUGGCUGCCGCCGCUCGUGAAAAAGCCUCCCUCCAGUCCCAGAUCAGCGAUCUAGAGGCCUCUCUCGCCACCGCAUCCCACGACCGCACGACCCUCCAAUCCCGCCUCGAAAAACUAAGCAAAGAACUCCAUGACCUCCGCUCCAAUGCCGCCUCCGACCGCACCAUAGCCUCCGAGCGCGCAGAUCUGCACGACCUCCUUAAAGCCGCCAAGCUGGAUGCCGAGGACCUGGCAGCGCGCCUAACAUCCGCAGAGCAGGCGCGCGCGUCGCUCGAGUCCAAGCUUCGCGCCGAACUCAGGACGCAGAGCCAGAAACUGCAGACGGCACAGCUCGAGACCGACGAGCUGAAGCUCCAACUCGCGGAAAAGGACGGCGAGGUCUCGGCGCUGAAACUGCGCGGCCAGCGCGGCCCGGAUGCGGCGGCUAAAACGGCGACGUUGGCCAAGGACCGCGAGAUCAGGGAACUGCAGGCGCAGCUCCGGACGGUGGAGCUCGAGGCCGAAGACCUGGCUGCCCAGGCCGCAGAGCAGGAAAGUCAACUCCGCGCCUCGGCUUCGCAGCUCCAGCAGCUGAAGAGCGCGCACCAGAAGGCGGUGAAGGCGCUGCAGGCCGCCGCGGCGCAGCAGCAACAACAACACACGGCUAACCUGGACGAGGUGAUGGAUCUGAAGGCCGAGAUGAUGGACAAGGAGAAGAAGCACGCGCGGGAGCUGGGGGGGCUGGCGAAGCAGAUUCAGUACCUGAGGGCUAGUGUCAAGAGGGAGGGCGGGUUUAGGGAGGGCUUGGUGUGGGAGAAACGGUGGCUGCUCAUGCAGGUUGAGAUGUUUGGGGCUUGCAACAAAGCGGACUUGAAGCUCUUGGAGGAGAUGGGCAUCACGCCGGAUCAGUCGUUUAGGGAGAAGAAGCAUUCGCUGCGGACGGUUGGCUGGAUGGUUGUGGCGAGUGUCAGGAUGAAGAGGAUGCGAGAUGAGUGGAGUGGGAACAAGAAACUGCAUGAUUCGCUGCUGAAGAAGCUCGAGCAGGUUCGGAGACAGUCGAGGCGGAGCGUUGUGAGGUAG